CCCCCACCCCCUUUAGCUCGGUGACAGAAGGUCUUCUGGGGCUACAGAAGCUAAGAAUUGUCUAAGCGCCACCAAGUGAGCUGAGCAUGACUUGAUUGAAUGCACCAAGAAGGCAAGGCCAUUUUUAAAUAUUUGCUGGACUUUCUGACCGAUCACUUUUCUCCUUCGUUUGCGUGUUGCUUCUUCAACUAUUUUCUUUUCUAUUCCCCAUCCAGUUGUCCUUUUUCCAUACGGACCAUGCAACGUACGAAGGUGGCAUGCUCAGCUAUGACUUGUAGCCGCGCUCUGACAGCCUAG
This is a messenger RNA of Cantharellus anzutake, 297 nucleotides long. RefSeq lists its product as uncharacterized. NCBI's taxonomy places the organism in Eukaryota, Fungi, Basidiomycota, Agaricomycetes, Cantharellales, Hydnaceae. The record is from RefSeq and is a predicted model, not a curated record. The transcript has a single exon. Bases 100 to 297 code for a protein of 65 amino acids.